Messenger RNA from Drosophila kikkawai, 878 nucleotides. It is a transcript of the gene Rad1, whose product is annotated as Radiation insensitive 1. Gene Ontology annotation, biological process: DNA repair; DNA damage checkpoint signaling. Gene Ontology annotation, cellular component: nucleus; checkpoint clamp complex. Lineage: Eukaryota; Metazoa; Arthropoda; Insecta; Diptera; Drosophilidae. Gene Ontology annotation, molecular function: 3'-5' exonuclease activity. The record is from RefSeq and is a predicted model, not a curated record.
UCCGCGACUGACAUGGAGGAGGCAUCGCCCUACGGCGACUACAAGUUCGUGGGCCGAUUAGACCACGUCAAGACCUUCAACCAGGCCAUCAAGUCCAUAUGCUUUAAUGAUUAUGGCAUGCUCCAGGUAUCGGAUGACGGUCUGCGCAUCACCGUGGAGCAGGGCAAGUCCAUCCAGGCGACACUCUUCAUGCCGCCGGGCGCGUUUAAGGAAUUCUAUGUGCAGGACUUCCAGAGCUUCGGCCUGAAGAUGAAUGUGCUCUCCGAGUGCCUGAAUCUCUUUGGAUCCGCCGACUGCAGCCUGAGGAUGAUGUACCGCGAUCAGGGUGAUCCUCUGAAGAUCAUUCUCUAUCCAUACGACGAUGAGGAUGUGAGCACAGAGUGCGCCAUAAAAACGAUGGACUGCGAGGAGCCCAUUGACUACGACAUGAACCUCAAGGGUUCAGAUCUAAAUGUAAUUUUUGUGCGAGGUCCAAAUCUCUCGAAGGUAUUCCACGAACUGGAGAAGUCGGCGGAGGAAUUUGAGUUUGUCACUUCCCCGGAUAGGCCGCACUUUAAGAUCACCACCGUUGGGAUCAUGCAGGCCGUGUUUAGCGUGGAGGUGGCCAAGACCAGUCCCAUGAUGAUGAUGUUCAACUGUAAACAGACGGUGGUCGCCCGCUAUAAGAGUCAGCAGAUACGCCUGACCAACAAGGCGAUGCAGGUGGCCACUAAGGUGGCCAUUAAAACGAACUCGAUUGGCCUGCUAGAGCUGCACCUGGUGAUGCAGGGCGAGGGCCAGGAGGAGAUCUUUGUACAGUUUUACAUAAUUCCGUUGCUCAAUGCCGACUAAAUGUAAUAGUAAGACCAAAAUAUAGCUUUAAGAUGUGUUUUAAUACA